Molecule: messenger RNA, 3049 nt
Organism: Magallana angulata
Lineage: Eukaryota; Metazoa; Mollusca; Bivalvia; Ostreida; Ostreidae
Exons: 13
Coding region: 8-2506 (832 amino acids)
Source: RefSeq, a predicted model, not a curated record
GUAAACAAUGAUGGCGGGCGCGGAUCCCGCAGAAGACUUGAAUUGCAAUGUAUGCAAUUUUCAAACAAAUAGAAAAGCAUUUUUUCACCGGCACAUACAAUCUGAGAGACAUAAAAAUAUGGUAUUUCUUCAAAAUGAGCAGCAUUCUCCGACAACAGAGGAUACCGUAUCUUCAGAAAAAUGCCAAGAAACUUCCGCAGAACUUCUACUGUCAGAAGACGAGACUGAAUUACCGUCCGAUGAGUAUAGGCCUAGCAAUCAUGAAAACAAUGAAACAACCAACAGUGGACAUGCUAGAUCGUACACAACAUCAGAUUCGCAAACCCAGGGAGAUUGGUAUCCCUUCACAUCAAAGAUUGAAAUGCUGUGCUACAUUUUUAUGAGUUCCGCAUCUCAUCCUGUGAGUGAAGAAAUUGUCAAAUUUCUGUUGUUCGUCCUGAGAGAAGCGGGUGUUCCUGAUGUCCCAUCUCUUCUUAAACUGAAAAACCUUCAGUUUGGGAAUUUGAAUUGGGAGGAUAUGAUGACAAAGGGGACAGACCAGAACGGCAUUCCAUUUUGGAUUUUAAAACCGAAGGAAUUAUUAAAACUUUUCAUUUCAAAUCCAAAGGUGUCAUCAAAAAUUGUCAGGAAACCGAACAGUCAAACAGGUGUGAUAUCUCAUCCUGCUGAUGCAGAUAAGUGGAGGAAUGGCAUAAACUUUCCUGUGAAUGAAGAUGGGAUACCUCCCACAGUUACCAUGCCAAUCAAUUUAUUUUUGGAUGACACUUCAACCCAUAGGAGUAAAAGGUGGCUACCUCUACAUUGCAUCCAAAUGCAACUUUCAGGUUUACCACUGUGUGAAAGAAUGAAACAAAGUUCUGUGUUCUUUGUUGGAGCAUCAGAGAAAGUAGAAAUUAUGGACCUGGGUCAGUUAGUGGUUGACAACAUAUUGGAGUGUGAAAGGGAAGAGGUUGAAGCCUUUGAUGCAGAAAUGGGACAAGAAUGCACCAUUAAAACAUGCAUUGAUGUAGUUGUGGCAGAUUAUGCUAUGAUGUCUUUUUGCGCAAAUCAUUUAGGAGCAGCGGCAAAGAAGUAUUGCCCUAGGUGUUUUGCAGAUGCUGACAAUUUUGACCAUAUUUGUCAAAAAAGAGAGCCUGAUGAAACACGACGCUCAUUGAAUAUCCUGAAUAUGAGAAGUUUGGAGAAGGACAAGCAAAUACUUCGUUCAGAAAAGGGAAUAAAAGAGCAUGACAACUGCUUUUGGGAUGUCAUAAAUCCUCACAGUGACAUUCCUGUUGGAUUACUCCAUUUAAUUCCUUUGGGAUUAGCGAAACACCUUGUCAAAUAUAUUGUUGACAGUGUGGACAACAACACAUUAAAGAAGAUGUCUGCACAUCUUGAUGCUGUUGUUCCUGGUGGCAGAUUUUUUGAAUUCUUCAAAUACAUGCACAGUCGCCAAGGAAAAGACUUUAAGUAUUAUUUGCAGAUUGCACCUUUCAACAUGAUGUUUGCUGGAGUUCCACAGAAAUAUGUAAAGAUGAUUUCCUGCUUGUCAUUGAUUCAGCUACAACUGCAUAGUGAGAGCUUUGAUGAAGAUGAUCUGCAGUAUCUACAGUCAACCAUUGACAAAUAUCUCUCCUAUAUCAAAGUUCAUACACCUGAACUUCAAAGGAAAGCAAAGUCACAUCUCCUUCUUCACAUUGUUGAUGACAUAAGAAAACAUGGUCCCCCUAAAUUUUACAUAGAGGAUGCCUUUGAAAAAAACCAUGGCACCAUAAGGGAUCAAAUCUUCCUUCAGAAUCAGAAGGCACGUAGCAGGGACACUUGUAUCAAGUUUACCAAGCAUACAAUAUGCCAACAUAUUUUGUCUGGGGGAUAUUUUAAGGAGUCUGAAGAAUGGAAAAAUGCUUCAGAACAUGCUCUGCAGUUUGGAGGCAUGGCAGAGAUACAGAAAUUUAUGGGAGAGUCAGUCACCUCAGACAAAAAGAUGCCAAAUGGUACAGUCCGAAAACUAUGCCGCCAGUCAAAUAGACACACAAUGACUGAGAAAAUGACUGAUGAGAUGCUAUCCCUGCUGACCUCCGACAAUCACUCUCCAGAUGACAAAAUUCAGAGAGGAUCAGCUAUCACAGCAGGUGGUGAAAUGGUCAAUGCUGGUGACUGGGUGGAGUAUGGGACACCAGGCGAGAAUGAGAGCUGUGGAGUUUUCAAAGAAGGAGUCAUAGUUUUGCCUACCAGAGGGCCUACAAAGAUGAUGGCAAUAAUACAAAAGGCCACAGAAUGUUCGACAAGUUGUAAUUCACUGGGUUGUCCAAAAUUACAUUUGGGAAAUGAGGUUGUUGCCAUUCAUACAAGCAAAGUCAUUAAAAGACUAAAUGUUAUGCAUGACUGCCUGGGUGCAAAAUGCAGCAUACGAGACACUCGUGUAACAGAGAGGGUGGAGCAGGAAGAAGUGCUGACCAAAAAAGUUCAUUUGCAUCAUAACUAUGACCAUGCAUACUUUUUCAAAAAUUUCUACAUGCUUUAAUAGUGAUUAUUGUUAAUCUAUAUCUCUGUCCAUGUCCAACUUUUGAAGUGGUUUCUGCAAAAUUACAUCAAUGCAUCUCGUUUAGUACCGUACAUAUAAGCAGCACUUUUGCUAUGCAUACCGGGUAUAUUGUAUAUUUAGUUUACUAAGUGUUAUCUUUCAAUAUAAAUAUGAAGGUAAUUCCAGUGGCUUUCAUAUAUGAGUCGUUUUGUUUUUUCAAACGAUGUGAUAAAUUUUCUUGCUAAAGUUUUGGGCAUAUCAACGAUAUUACAGUGUAAUUAGAUGAUCAUUUUAGAUCACAUGUAUUUGAAUUACCGAUAAAGCAUUGUACAAGACAUACAUUGUACAUGUAGCAUAGCCUGAUUUUUUUUCAAAAGGAGAGGAAAACAAUAAGUAUGUCCAAAAUCAUGGGGAAUUAUAUUUAUUUGACUGAAAGGGUUGCUACAUACUGCACUUAUAUCUAUAUUUUGCCAACUAGGCCCAAAAUGUAAAAUUUGUUUUAUAUAAUUUGACUAUGUAUAUAAUUUAUAGUUACUGCAUGUA